AUGGGUCGCCGCCCCGCUCGCUGUUACCGGUACUGUAAGAACAAGCCGUACCCCAAGUCCCGUUUCUGCCGAGGGGUCCCCGAUGCGAAGAUCCGCAUCUUUGACCUGGGUCGGAAGAAGGCGAAGGUGGACGAGUUCCCGCUCUGUGGCCACAUGGUGUCGGACGAGUACGAGCAGCUGUCGUCGGAAGCCCUGGAGGCCGCUCGCAUCUGCGCCAACAAGUACAUGGUCAAGAGCUGUGGCAAGGACGGCUUCCACAUCCGAGUGCGGCUGCACCCCUUCCACGUCAUCCGCAUCAACAAGAUGCUGUCGUGCGCGGGCGCCGACAGGCUCCAGACCGGCAUGCGAGGCGCCUUUGGGAAGCCGCAAGGCACCGUGGCGAGGGUCCACAUCGGCCAAGUCAUCAUGUCCAUCCGCACCAAGCUGCAGAACAAGGAGCACGUGAUCGAGGCCCUGCGCCGAGCCAAGUUCAAGUUCCCGGGCCGCCAGAAAAUACACAUCUCCAAGAAGUGGGGCUUCACCAAGUUCAACGCGGAUGAGUUUGAAGACAAGGUGGCGGCCAAGCGCCUCAUCCCCGAUGGCUGCGGAGUCAAAUACAUCCCUGAACGUGGUCCCCUGGACAAGUGGCGGGCCCUGCAUUCCUGA
Molecule: messenger RNA, 645 nt
Organism: Peromyscus californicus insignis
Lineage: Eukaryota; Metazoa; Chordata; Mammalia; Rodentia; Cricetidae
Gene: Rpl10l
Product: ribosomal protein L10 like
Exons: 1
Coding region: 1-645 (214 amino acids)
Biological process (GO): ribosomal large subunit assembly; translation
Cellular component (GO): cytosolic large ribosomal subunit; ribosome
Molecular function (GO): structural constituent of ribosome
Source: RefSeq, a predicted model, not a curated record